ACAGAGGGACCACGACUCUGAUCAAUCGCCACCUCGCAAACGUGAGCGUUCUGUUCGAAAAAGAAGAGGUUCUGAUUCUGACCAAUCACCACCUCGCAGGCGUGAUCGGUCGUCCCAACACCCUGACGUUAAAACUGAAAUCGAUUCCGAUCAAUCUCCUCCUAGAAACGAUCGUUCUCGAGGGCGAACAAGAGGCUCAGAUUCAGACUUAUCCCCACCUCGAAAACAUGGGAAACCUUCAUCUCACCGACGUGAAUCAGAAAAGCCUCGAGAAAGACACAUAGCAACACCUGAACGACUCGGUAAAGAAGCUCAGCGAACUCUCGACGGGAAAGUAGCUGGAUUGCAAUCAGCGGCCGAUCUUAAAAAAGAAGCAGAAAAGCUCCGUGAACGUGAAGCAAAGAUGUUCGAGGAAAUGGAUGCUUCGAUAAGUGGCCGAAAUGCAGAAACUACCGUGCGGCAAAAACAAGUGCGAAAAGGU
Messenger RNA from Ostertagia ostertagi, 481 nucleotides. NCBI's taxonomy places the organism in Eukaryota, Metazoa, Nematoda, Chromadorea, Rhabditida, Trichostrongylidae. The record is from the annotation of a GenBank genome assembly.